Carlito syrichta (Philippine tarsier) is the source of this 703-nucleotide messenger RNA. RefSeq names its product heterogeneous nuclear ribonucleoprotein F-like. The transcript has a single exon. Gene Ontology annotation, cellular component: ribonucleoprotein complex; nucleoplasm. Lineage: Eukaryota; Metazoa; Chordata; Mammalia; Primates; Tarsiidae. The record is from RefSeq and is a predicted model, not a curated record. Gene Ontology annotation, biological process: regulation of RNA splicing. Gene Ontology annotation, molecular function: RNA binding. The annotation marks the transcript as partial.
UCGAGGACUUCCAUUUGGAUGCACAAAGGAAGAAAUUGUUCACUUCUUCUCAGGGUUGGAAAUCGUGCCAAAUGGGAUCACAUUGCCUGUGGCCCUCAAAGGCAAGAUUACAGGGGAGGCUUUAGUGUAGUUUACCUCACAGGAGUUAGCAGAGAAGGCUCUAGGGAAGCACAAGGAGAGGAGAGGGCACAGGUAUACCAAGGUGUUCAAGAGCAGUCAGGAGGAAGUCAGGUCAUACUCUGAUCCCCCUCUGAAGUUCAUGUCUGUGCAGCGCCCAGGGACCUAUGACUGGCCUGGCACAGCCAGAAGAUACACAGGCAUUGUGAAGCAAGCAGGCCUACAUAGGAUGCGGCAAAGUGCCUAUAGCACUGGCUAUGGGGGAUAUGAGGAAUACAGUGGCCUCAGCAAUGGCUACGGCUUCACCACUGACCUGUUUGGGAGAGACCUCAGUUAUUGUCUCUCCGGAAUGUAUGACCACAGAUAUGGAGACAGCGAGUUCACAGUGCAGAGCACCACCGGCCACUGCGUCCACAUGAGGGGGCUACCAUAUAAAGCUACCGAGAACGACAUUUACAACUUCUUCUCUCCACUCAACCCUGUGAGAGUUCACAUUGAGAUUGGCCCAGAUGGAAGAGUGACGGGAGAAGCAGAUGUUGAGUUUGCCACUCAUGAAGAAGCUGUGGCGGCUAUGUCUAAAGACAGA